Messenger RNA from Drosophila virilis, 3365 nucleotides. RefSeq lists its product as uncharacterized. NCBI's taxonomy places the organism in Eukaryota, Metazoa, Arthropoda, Insecta, Diptera, Drosophilidae. The record is from RefSeq and is a predicted model, not a curated record.
CCCUCAUUUCGGCGAAUGCCAUCACAGUCAAGCGCGCAGAAAAUUUAACAAUUUCGAAAUUAUUAUCUCUAGUGCGUGUUUUUUAAUAUUAAAAAAGGCACGGGGUAGUGUUAUAACUCAAUAAUUGAACCAUCUCCUUUAAUUGACUGGAUGGUAGCUAAUUUUCGCGCAUUGUGUGCGAAAAAUAUGUAAAUCAAUUUACGUUAUUACGCUGCAGUCAGUGUUGAAAUGCUUGGCUUCCCAGGCAGCAGACCUGUGGCGUGAAAUCGGCUAAAAAUAAUUUAAUAAAGAACAAAUCAGAAGACACUUAACAAAAUAUCAAGUGAUAAAGAUCUCUUUAAUGUGCUAUUGUUUGACAUUAAAGUUAAUAAUGUGACAUGCGCAAAUUUUUUGUAAAGUGAUUAUCAAAAGGCUAAAUGUUAGCUGGCAAAUGUCUAAUUUAACAUUUUUGCACAAUUUCUGAGAUGCAUUUUGAAUUACAUUUGGAUGUCCAACAUGGAUCUGCAGCCAUUCUUAUCACUGGAACGCAAGCAGCUGGAACACGAUCGCCAACGCCUGAGCGCGGCUAUCAAGACCCUUGAAAACGAUACUAACAAAAACAAUGCACCAACCAGUUGUCCUGCCGCCUUAUUAAUGCAACUUGAGGGUUAUAAGCCAGGGCAAUGUCAUCGCAUGGCCAACACAAGCAGCAAGUGCAAUGAACCCACAAAAGCCUCAAACUCUACCUUAGCAACCACAAGCCAAAACUCUGAGCAGCAACUGGAGCUGAGCGAGGGGCAGGCGGAGUUGGAGUCGCAGGAGCAGCUGGAGGGGAGCCCAUCUAUCGCAUCGCUAGUGAAGUCGGCCAAGGAAUUUGUGAAUCAACGUGAAUUGCUUAUUGGUAGCGCGCGACAAUACAAAUCGGCUAAUGCGUCGCAGCGUAAUUUAGAAAGCGAGCGGCCGCAAAGCGAGAAUCGUUUGCCAAUUGGUCGUCGUACAGGAGGGGAUGAUAUGGAGCAAUGGGUUACGGACACAUUUUAUUCGUAUUUUCCUGGCUUUAACAAUGAAAAUCAGAAGCGUCAAAGUUAUUUGCGUGAGCGUCAGCGCGAGAAUCAGCAGAACUUUCUCAAGCACCAGAUGCUGCAUCCGCCAUUGGCAAAGCAGCGACGUCAGCUGAAGCCAUCGCCGGUACCGGUAGAGGAGCAGCAGCAAACAGCGCGCUCCAGUCAAUCAAGCACAAGCACAUCACAUAGCAGAACGGAUAAGACUGAUCUAGAGUUAAUUGUAAAUAAUAAUCCCAAUUAUGUGCCCCCGAAAAUACGGCCGGCCACCAAUCGCCAGCAACUGCUCCACGAUUUGGGACAUGUAGAGCUCUCCAAUAUUGUGAGCGGUGAUGGCAUCAAUGAGCGUAAUAUGCGCAGCGCUGAACUGGAAACGGCGCGCAAAAAGGACUAUCAAAGGGACUUGAUGCAACAGAUCGAGGAGAAGCGUCGCUCCAUAGAAAUCCUACGCGAAAAAGAACGACGACAGGAGGAGAUCCUGACCAGGCGCCUGGAGGCACAGCUAAAGACCAUACACUUAGAGGAGCAGUUGGAAAAGCAGCGUCAACGCGCAGAAAAGGCACGCAUCGAGACGGAACAGAAUCGCUUGAUGCGCGAGAAGCUGCUGGCCAAGCUGGAGCAGGAUGCGGAGCUGUUGCGCUCAAAGGACCGCAAUAAUCUGGCUGCAGUAACGGAUGUAAAAGGCAGUAACAACAACAACAGCAACAACAAUAACAACGACAAUAGCAGCAACGACAACAAUAACACAAAUACCAAUAAGGUGUACAAAUACUUCAGUAAUUCGGCAAGGCAUGAGUAUCGACGUGGUAAGCCGUUGCCGGCGGGCGUGGAACUGGACUUCGAGCUGCCGCAAAUGGCAAAAAUCGAGCGCGAAUGUUUCCAUUUGUGCGAGAAGAUCUGUCCGCUGUGCGAUGGGCCGCUGAAGAGCUACGAGAGCUGUUGUCUACGCUGUCAGCGCAAAUUGGCACUUAAAAUGAAGCAGCAGAGCAGCGAGCAGACAGCUGCUGGAGAGGUAGAGACGGAUGCCGCGGAUGCAGUGGAUCACGAUUGUCAGAAUAGCUAUGCGCUGGUCUGUCUCAAAUGCGAACGCCUGUAUGCCCUGUGCAGCCAGUGUCUGGUCAAGAGCGAUGUGUGCCGCGCCUGCCAGGCAGAACGUAAUGUCUGCAUGAGCUGUCGUCGUAAUCUGUGCUCAUUUUGCCUGGACGAGAUUGCCUGUGGGCGUGAUGCCGAACGUACGCACAUCAACGAGCAGCAGGGUCGUGAUCCGCAAUCGGAGGAUGCCUUUCGUGUUCUGGAUGUUAAUUAUGCGAUGCCAACUCCGGCGGCAGAAAACAAUGCCUCAAAUUUGUCUAAUACCACGCCGCCACCAUAUUCUUUUUAUAUCGCGUCUAACUCGGUGCACAAUGCGGAUCAUAAGGCCACGCCCGUAAAGCCAAUGCUGCUAGAUCAGCUGCCCACCGUCUCUGGCAGCGCUAACAACAGUUUCGAACUCGACAGUGCCGAUGAGCAGGCCAUGGAGCGUGUGCGUCGCCAAACAGAUCAGCGGCUGUCCCGUUAUCUCAAGAACUAUGGCGAUUUAGCUGCCAAGCAGCAACAUAUGCGCAGUAAAAGCGAAUCUCGCCAUCGUGGCACACAGACGACGCCCCAAUCCUUGGGCCGGCGCGAUGUGGUGCUGCAUGAGGGGCUCACACAGAAUCUAUCCAUGCCGCUGCUACGAGAAAUGCCAAAAAUGACGCGCAAAGAGACGGCCACAAAGUUGGACGGAAAUCGUCAGCAGAAAAUGGAUAAUCUCAAGAAGCGCUGGGAGGUGCCCGCCGUGCAAAAGUUUACGUUGACCACUUCGUCACCCAAAAUAUUAACCCAAGUGGGCGCCAUACGUAAACAGCUGCAGGCGGCGCGUUUCUUUGACGAUGUCCAGGACGAAGUCGACUAAGCGAAAGCUAAUAGCAAUUUUUCAACUAUGUUCGAAAAAUUGUCUGUUUAGUUUACAUUCAGUUUGAAUAACUUUAGUAUUGACUAUUUUUAAUAUUUCACGUUUCAUUUUCACACAUUAUUUUAUCAUUUCAAUUCGUACUCCACAUUCGACUAUCCAAUCAAACUACCCCCUGAGAUAUAUAUAAUAUGAUAUGAGACCAUGUGCUUCUGCUGUUUUGCGCAGCAAUUGAAUUUAUAAUACAUUUAAGCCAUAAAGUUUGUUAAUGUUUUUACAAAUAUAUAUAUAUAGACAAUGAUAAUUUAACUAAAUUAAAUUAUUCUAUUGUGAAUUGGCAUAUCGGCUUGUUAAAGUUGACAAUAAAUGGAUAUUUUAUAAAAAACAAAAAAAAA